CGCCCCCGCCGCGCGCCCGCGCUGCUCUCCUAGACGCGCGCCAGCCUGGCCGCCCGCCAGCGCCCCGCCACCUAGAGCGCGCCCAGCUGUUUCUAUAGUAACCGAGACGGCGCCCGGACCCCCUCCUGCACAGGCCGCGGUGCGAGCAUGCCCAGUGGCAGCCGCUAGUUUGGCUGGGCUCGAGGCUUCCCGUAAGUGGCAUGCGGGAGUCCGGAGGGAGCCCCCAGAGCGGAGCGCGGCGUCUUUGUGUGCAGAGGGAGGAGGCGGCGGCGGCCCGGCCGGGGGACCCCGCCCCGCCCGGCUGCCGGCGGCGGGAACAAUGCUGACCUGCCUGGCCCGGGGGAACUUGCUGGACGUCUUGCAGGAGGGCUUCAGUGAGCAACAACUGCAGGCAUACGUGGCCUGGGUGAACGCACAACUGAAGAAGAGGCCAGCAGUGAAGCCCGUGCAAGACCUGCGACAGGAUCUUCGAGAUGGAGUGAUCCUGGCCUAUCUCAUCGAGAUCGUUGCUGGUGAAAAGCUGAGUGGGGUCCAGCUGAGUCCCAGCAACCAACAGGAGAUGAAGAACAAUGUGGAGAAAGUGCUACAAUUUGUGGCUUCCAAGAAGAUUCGGAUGCACCAGACCUCGGCUAAAGACAUCGUGGAAGGAAACCUGAAGUCCAUCAUGAGGCUGGUCCUUGCCCUGGCAGCUCAUUUCAAACCCAGCUCUAGCAGGAUGGUGAACCAAGGGCGGGAGUCCAGAGUCCCCUUGCAGAGUCACCAGCCCCACUGCGCCACUGCGGUCGCCCACGGAGCAGCCGCUGCUCUGGCCGAUGUGUGUCAUGACAUGUCACGGUCGGGGCGGGAUGUCUUCCGAUAUAGACAGAGGAACAGCAGCAUGGAUGAGGAGAUUGAGAAUCCAUACUGGAGUGUGCGAGCCCUAGUACAGCAGUAUGAAGGGCAGCAAAGGUCCCCAUCUGAGUCCAGCUGCUCCAGCCUGGCUUCACCCAGUCCUAUCCACAGUGCAAAGAGCGAAUCCAUUAUAACCCAGUCGGAGGAGAAGGCAGACUUUGUGAUUAUUCCCUCUGAAGGAAUAGAAAACAGAACAGAAGAGACAGACUCCCCGUUAUCCCGAGACUGGCAACCAGGGAGCCCUGGAACCUAUCUGGAAACUUCAUGGGAAGAGCAGCUGUUGGAACAACAAGAACAUUUAGAAAAAGAAAUGGAAGAAGCCAAGAAAAUGAUAUCAGGAUUGCAGGCCUUACUGCUCAACGGAUCCUUACCUGAAGAUGAACAGGAGAGGCCCUUGGCCCUCUGCGAGCCAGGAGUCAAUCCCGAAGAACAGUUGAUUAUAAUCCAAAGUCGUUUGGAUCAGAGUAUAGAGGAAAAUCAGGACCUAAAGAAGGAGCUGCUGAAAUGUAAACAAGAGUCCAGGAAUUUGCAGGGGAUAAAGGAUGCUUUGCAGCAGAGAUUAGCUCAGCAGGACACAUCCGUCCUUCAGCUCAAACAAGAACUCCUGAGGGCGAACAUGGACAAAGAUGAGCUGCACAACCAGAAUGUGGAUCUUCAGAGGAAGUUAGAUGAAAGGAACCGGCUUGUGGGAGAAUAUAAAAAAGAGCUGGGGCAGAAGGAUCGCCUCCUCCAGCAACACCAGGUCAGAUUGGAAGAUGCACUCCGGAAACUCUCUGAGGCCAGUUACCAACAGGUGGAUCUAGAGCGAGAGCUGGAGCACAAAGAUGUUCUUUUGGCUCACUGUAUGAAAAGAGAGGUUGAUGAGGUGACAGACUACAACAGUCACAACUCUCAAAGCAAUGGUUUUCUCCUCCCACUGACAGGAAAAGGAGCUGCUUCUAACGCCCACAGAGAGACCAGCGACUUGCAGCUUGUCCGAGACGCCCUCCGCAGCCUGCGCAAUAGCUUCAGUGGCCACGACCCCCAGCACCACACCAUCGACAGCCUAGAGCAGGGCAUCUCCAGCCUCAUGGAGCGCCUGCAUGUCAUGGAGACCCUGAAGAAGCAGGAGAGACGGGCUCGGGGCAAGUCACCCAGAAAGCAAGCAGGUAGUGAAUACCGGGAGUCUUGGCCCCCUGAUUCAAAGUUGUCUCACUCACAGAGCUCUCCAACUGUCAGCAGCACCUGCACUAAAGUGCUCUAUUUCACUGACCGGUCACUUACGCCCUUCAUGGUCAAUAUACCAAAGAGGUUGGGGGAGGUGACACUGAAGGAUUUUAAGGCAGCUAUUGACCGGGAAGGAAAUCACCGUUAUCACUUCAAGGCGCUGGAUCCUGAGUUUGGCACUGUCAAAGAGGAGGUUUUUCAUGAUGAUGAUGCCAUCCCUGGAUGGGAAGGGAAAAUUGUAGCCUGGGUGGAAGAAGAUCAUGGAGAGAAUUAAUGCUGAGUGUUAGAUUGGGAGCUUGUGGAACUCAGCUCUCCGUGGCUACAUCACUCAGGAAAGAGGACCAAAACCAGAAAACACCAAGUCUUUAGUUUGUGCUGCCAAAAUGGAAGCUUCUCCAAGUGUGACAGCCACAGACCUGUCCUAUUUCUGUGCCUGUCACAUGUGGUACUUAGAAUACCUGUCCGAGUGUAGACCAUGGGUUCAUCUGGAGUCCCUUGUCCGUGGAAACACGGUGUUUUAUUCUACUCUGAGGACAACAAACCGAAGGCCUUAACCAAUGGGGAUGAACGAUCCCGCUCCUUAAGGGCCAUGGCUGCUAGUAUCUAGAAACUGGAAAUUGGAUCCUGUGUGCUACAGUAUUAUCUUAUUGGCCUCGAUGGUUGUGGCAAUCAGAGUUCCAGCAUUUGUACUGAAGGACAAAGCAAAGGUGCCAGCUUGUCUGCUUCUUUGCAGUGACUGCAAACCAAGAAUAACUCAUGAGGUACCAAAGGUGAAGCCCACUUUUCAGUAAUUUUUUGGACUAGAUGUGGAUGGUGCUGAAUUGUUGACUGGAUGGAGAAAGGGCUGGCCAUAUUUUGCUAGACUCUGUUAAAACAUAACUUAAGCAAGACUUUGGGCUGCCUCUUGUGUCUUAACUGGUUCCACAACUUGCCCUUUUGCCCAUAGAGGAUGUUAUUUCACGGACUGCUAGUUGUCUCUGGGGACUCCUUAACUUUAGAGCUUUUUAAAAAAAAUUUCAGCUGAUGUACUUUGUGUUUGAAAGGCAUAAGGAGUGAAAGGCUCCUUGGGGGGGGGGGGGGGCAAGUCCAGGCAGGUAUGGAAAGGUGCUGCUACCCAUAUCUUCUUGACCUACUUUCUCUUCGGACUUUCUCUGACUCGUGCUAUCUCCUUUGUAAUUAAAAGGAGAGAGACCAUUCAUUCCUUUCAGUAUUUGUAACCUGUGAGUACUGAGCAUGAGUUAACGGUCUGUUCCUCCUCACUUCAAGGUCAGAGCUGUUCUCUGUUAGUCUAGGAUGAUCAAUCCUUUAUGGCACAAUAGAAACCACAGGGCACUGAGCAUGAGUUCUGAAUGGCCCGGCUGAUUCUUGGUGAGAAAAUAACCUAGAAUCCUUUCUCAUGUGCAAUACUGUCAAGUGUAGAAGCUAAACACAAGUUAAACUUCCAAUGUCUUUAAUAGCUUGGGUUUUCUUACUCAUCCACCAAGCAGUAUCAGCCAAUCAGCCAUAAUAUAUUUUUUUCAGUUCCAAAAACCAGUUUGCCUGUGACCACCAAUGUACACUGCCAAACAGAAGAGUCAGACAUAUAAUCCUAGGUUCUUGACCUGUCUGUCUCUUGUUCAUUCUCCCCUUUUUCAACCAUUUCAGCAGACUACCAGAACUCAAAAUGACAUUUUAUUAUUUUACAUAGAUCUAUCUUUUUUAAGCAGUUCAUGUUUGGAAAUUUUUUUUGUACUCACUUGCUUUUUGUCUAAGAACCAUGUCUAUUUUUAUAACUUGAGUGUGAGUUCUGUAUAUUCUCACAUUCUGUCUCUGUAUCCAUUCUUAAGAGAACCCAAGUAGCUUUUAUACAGGCUCUUCUUACCAACCCUUGUGGUUUCAAAACAAAUGUUAUUUUAUUACAGGCAUAUUGAUGACAGCUAACUCCUGUUCGAAUUCUACCUGCCACAAUUUCAGUUGUGGAGGUCAUUUUACAUCAUGUGUUUGAAGUUCCUGUAGUAGAUAGAAGGAAUGCAAACGACACCUUGUAUCUUUCAUCUCAGUUUACCUGAUCUUUUCCUACUCACCAGAAGAGCCAGGAAAAUUCAGUCAAAGAAUAAUUCACUACGAAAGCAAACAGUAUAUUCCCUGUUCCCCCAGACUAGAGAAAAAGUCCUUAUGUCACCAAUUUCUCUGUUGCAUGAAUUUUAGCAUUUUGCUAUAACACAACAUGGUUACCAGGCCAAAAAUCUGUUACUGCAUUUCCCAUACUGUUUAUCUUCACAUCUCUUUCAAAUCAAUCCCCCCCCCCCCAGCCAACAGUUUUGAACCAUUAGGUAUAAUUUUUCAUAGAAAAUCAAGUCAGAGAAGAUUUUCAAAGCCCUCAACUUUGUCUUGUAAUUCUAUGUCUUUUGGGAAAGGAGCUACAUGGCUUCAAUGUCUUCAUAGAAAGUGAAAUCAAGUCCAGGCAAGUAAAUAAGAUAAUUGUUCCCUUCUAGCUCAUUAAUCUCUUAUGCUACAGUAAUGACCAAGCACCUCUGUUACAGGGUGUAACUCCAAUAAUUCUUGUGUAAAAUGUGUUGAUAAUUCAUUGCAGUUCCUAAAGACAGGAGCCUUCUGGGGAGUGUGCUUUGAUUUAUUAUGGUUUAAACAUUCUGCCCUAUGGAGCUAGUUCUGCCUCCUAGUGGCAAGUAUGUGAAAUAGUUCACCUACUAUGGUUAAAAGUCCUUUAGGAAGCUAAAAAGACAGAAUGUAUAGAGUUCAUAAAAUAAUCUCUAAACCUGUGAAAUUAAAAAAAAAAAGUCACCUAAAAUAAGUUUAAUAGCUCAGUUCUUUAAAAAAAUCUUCAUUUAAAAACUAAGGAUUAUUCUUGUUAUCUAUUAAAUUAGCUGGAACUGGAAUACUUUACAAUUUGUACCUAAAGAAUUUAAGAUUCAGUUGACUUGGUAAUGGUAACCCUACUUACUGACUAGUUUUUCAGCUCUUUUUAACAAGAAGACUGUAAACUAAGGAAAGUACCUUUAUGCUCUACAUCAAAUCCAAAGGGACCCUAAAUCAGUCACAAUAUAAUUAUCUUCCACAAAAUGAGCAUUACAAUUGCAUACUCCUCUUGUCAGAAUUUAUGUUAAGAAGUAUAGCUUGCUUAAAAUAUAUAUGUAAAGUUUUAUUUUCUUAGAAACACGAGUGUUUGCAACCAUUGCUUUCAAAGAGAUUAUUGCCAUGUAUACUGUUUUGCAAUAUGUUUCCAUGAAGACUGUUACCAGAGGCUUCUGAUUAUCUAAAGGAUAACCAGUUCUAACUGCCUGUAUGCACCACAUUUAUGACCUAAUUAAAAAAACAAACGGAAUAAAAUGGAGUUUGCAAACUGAAUGCCAUUAAUCAUUUUCACAUAUGUUUAUUGACGGAAAUGAAUCAAUAAAGCUAUUUACAUCUAGUGAAAGUCAA
Erinaceus europaeus (western European hedgehog) is the source of this 5517-nucleotide messenger RNA. RefSeq names its product DIX domain containing 1 (gene DIXDC1). The coding region runs from base 320 to 2371 and encodes 683 amino acids. Gene Ontology annotation, cellular component: cytosol. Gene Ontology annotation, biological process: canonical Wnt signaling pathway. NCBI's taxonomy places the organism in Eukaryota, Metazoa, Chordata, Mammalia, Eulipotyphla, Erinaceidae. The record is from RefSeq and is a predicted model, not a curated record. The transcript is spliced from 20 exons. Gene Ontology annotation, molecular function: protein binding.